Messenger RNA from Symphalangus syndactylus (siamang), 9514 nucleotides. It is a transcript of the gene BCLAF3, whose product is annotated as BCLAF1 and THRAP3 family member 3. NCBI's taxonomy places the organism in Eukaryota, Metazoa, Chordata, Mammalia, Primates, Hylobatidae. Gene Ontology annotation, molecular function: DNA binding; transcription coregulator activity. Gene Ontology annotation, biological process: positive regulation of transcription by RNA polymerase II. Gene Ontology annotation, cellular component: mediator complex. The record is from RefSeq and is a predicted model, not a curated record.
UCCGACUCGGGUUCUCUGGGGACAGCUCCUCUGCGCCCCAUAGGUCCCUCAGUCAGCGCCUUCCCUCGGGCGCGGCGACCCGGCGCGGGUUUCCAGGGGACAGCUGCCCGGCGCCCCUGAGGUCCCUCGACAGGCACGGCGACCCGGGCACCUGCUGCCGCGACCCUGAUCCUCCGCCGUCGUCGGGCAGGUUGCGGUCCCCGCGGUUCCCUGCAUCUGUCAAGAGGGCGGGGGCUGGGAAGGCGGUGUCCGGGGACGGUGCCCUUGUUCUCGAGGCGGCCCUGGACGCGUCGCCUGCGGGGCCUGAACCAAGGACCCCCCCCCGCACCCCGCUUUGUCCUGGUGAGGCGCUCCUGCCGCGCAGCGGCAUCUUCCUCUGUUAACGUCGAGAAUGAGGAGUGAAGGCUGCUCAUUAUCCUGCAUUGUAAAGUAAAACUUGUCUUUUUAGAAGCGUCUACUGAAAAUUGGCGCAUCUCCUGUGCUUCUCUGGGUUGUAUUGGGAAACUGGGCCAGUCGCUGUCAGGACUGUCCUGUUGGUAGGUCUCGAGGGAAAGAAAUGGGAGCGAAACCUACCCCGUAAAUAUUUUCUUAUUCAGGUGCUUUUCGAACUACCUAUUAGGUGAUUGCCUUUUUUUUUUUUUUUUUUUCUUCCUGGAACAAAUUACAAACUGCAGGUAGAAAUCAGGAAGGCCUCUUUAGGCUCCUGGCCAGGUAGCGUUUUUAGCAUUUUUCUGAAUGUGAACAGGUCCGAACGACAGACCAGAAUUUGAAAAGAAAGGUUUUGCUGUGGAUUCAUAACGAGGGCUUUAUUUUUCAUUGGUAUUUUAAUGGUAAUGGUAUAGCAAUGUUUUAUUUUUAAUGUUUUUUUAAAUGGCUACUAAAAUUUUAUUUUGAAAUCACAGCUGUUUCAGUCACCCCCAAGAAACCUUUAAAACGUCUUAUUAGAAACAUUUUUAUAUAUAGGAACAUUUAGCCAUUUAUACACAUUUCUAAGAUAGAAAUCACAAUGAAGAUAUAUUGUUUCACUAUUCCAAAUUCCAAGUAACCAUGGUGAAUAUGGUUUCACCAUUCCAAGUAACCAUUGUGAAUGUGGUUAUACACCUCCAGUCUUUUUCUAUGCAGAGCUUAAUACAUGAGUUUUUCUAAAGUGAAUUCUCUUUUGUAAUUAUCUUUUUCUGACUAGAUAGCAUGCCAUUAUAUGGCUGUAAUAUUAUAAUUUAUUUCAUUGGUCAUUCUCAGUUCUUCCCUAUUAAAAUACAUUGUUGGGUAAAUGUAAAAGUCUGCAUAUCUAUGAUUACUUUCGAAUCUCACUCUGUCGCCCAGGCUGGAGUGCAGUGGCACGAUCUCGGCUCACUGCAACCUCCACCUCCUGGGUUCAAGUGAUUCCCCUGUCUCAGCCUCCCGAGUUGCUGGGACUACAGGCAUGUGCCACCAUGCCCAGCUAAUUUUUGUAUUUUUAGUAGAGAUGGGGUUUCACCAUAUUUGCCAGGCUGGUCUCAAACUCCUGACCUCCGGCGAUCUGCCCGCCUCAGCCUCCCAAAGUGCUGGGAUUACAGGUGUGAGCCACCGCACCCGGCCCAUGAUUACUUUCUAAGUGUACAUUCCUAGAUGAUAGAAUUGUUGGGCAGAGUGUGCAGAUAAGGGUUUUUUUUUUUUAAUGUGAAUUGCUCAGUUUCCCUCUGGAAAGGAUAUGCCGUUUUGCACUCCUACCAACAAUCUGUGAGUGUCCUUACCCACACCCUAGCAAAAGGCAACAUUUAAAGGGAUUUCUAUAGGAAUACUUUUGAGCCAUACUUGUACUCUCCAACCAAGUACAACUACCCCUCUCUAGUCAUCACUUUUUUCUUAUUUGUUGAUAGCACUUCAGCUUCUCAUCUUAUAUUGCACCUUUACUAUUUUGGUAAAGAAAGGUUAUCUAGGUGAGGCAAAGACAUAAUAAACAAGAGAUUGAAAGUUAGGAUCCCCUUGAAAUCCAGUAUAUCUGAUUAUCUUGAACAAGUCACUUUUCUAAGGUACUCUUUCCUCAAUGAUGCAUUAGGGUUUAUAAUACAGUUGUCUUACCUUUCUUAAGGAUAAUUUUAAGGGUCAAUUGAAACAUUCCUGGAAAGUACAUUUAGACACACUUUGUCUUGUUGGUAUUUUUAAAAAUUAUUUUUAACUUAUUAUUUUUAAAUAGAGACAGUGUCUCACUAUGUUGCCUAGGCUGGUCUCAAACUCUUGAGCUCAAGCGAUUCUCCUGCCUUGGCCUUGCAAAGUGCUGGGAUUACAGGCAUGAGCCACUGCACCCAGCCAUGUUAUUACCAUCUGGUAAAAAUUUCAGAGCACAGAAGCAUCUUGAGGUUCAUACAGUUUUUAAAGUAAAUAUCUUAAUUCAAAAGGCUAUUCUCUGAUACCCUUUGCCCCCAUACUCUUUCACUCCUUAAAUUUGAAGUUUUUUGUUUUACUACUGCCCUAGAUUAUAUUCAAAACUUUAUCAGGGUUAUGAAAUUAGGUGAGUGAAUGAAUCUGCCCAAAUGUUGAAGGAACAAAUAUUUAAAAGCACUAUAUAAAGCUGAGAGGGGCAGGUAUAACGCUAAAUAAAACACAGUACUUGGGCUUAUGAUAAAUAAAACAUGGUCUUUGUGCCCUGCAGGCUACAUUAUCCAGGCAGCAGAAGGCAUAAAAGCUGCUUUCCAAAUUUAGAUGGCAAUUUUAGAUGUGAUGCCUGAUGUCAACUAUUCUCAAGUAUGCUAAAGCCCAAUUCUGCUGACCAAGCACCUGAGCAAGUGACCGGGCAGUCUCCACAGGGUCAUCUUUCUGAAGGUAGGAUUCGCAAGUGUAAAAAGUGGAUAGUGGCUCACGUGUCAAAGGAUGGCACGGUCACGAUCUAGAUCCCCCAGGUGGAAACACAGGUCUUUAUCACCAGUACCUAGAAAUGCUGAACACUACAAGCAAAGACAUUCACACGGGCAUUAUGGCUGUGAAUAUAGGAAGGAUCCAAAAAGACCCGUCGCUUGGAGAAUGGACAGUGAGAAACAUGGACAGAGUAAACCAAGGAUUCCCUCUCGUGGAAAUAUAUAUUACCAGUCUUAUGAACAUAGAUCACCUUCCCCUAACAUAAGAAACUCUUUAGAAAAUGUUUAUAUGUAUAAGCCUCACCGAGGAUAUUCGCCUGGAAGAGGGGACAGUAACAGGAGAGCUCAGUAUAUGCCCAAAUACUCAGAGGGUAUACCCUACAAAGAGCAUGAGAGGAAUUCUUAUCUCCAGAAAGUGCAAGGAGGGUAUAGUCCUGAUGACCACAGAGUUAGAGGAAGUGGAAAAGGAGGGAAACCACCUCAGAGGUCAAUAGCAGAUUCUUUUAGAUUUGAAGGAAAGUGGCAUGAAGAUGAGUUGAGGCACCAGAGGAUACAAGAAGAAAAAUACUCCCAGUCAACUAGAAGAGGCUCUGAAGACUUUGAGACAAGGAGCUCAUUUCAGAAGAGGUAUCCUGAGGAUCGUGAUUUCAGAAAAUAUGGACACACAUCAAAAAGACCUAAAGACGUGGAGAGGUAUGAAAGCAGAGAGCCUGCCAGGAACCCAAAGUGGAAGCCCGAGCAUUCCCUCCCACCUUACCAAGAGGACACAGAUCAGUGGAACCUUGGGCCCCAAACUUAUCGACAUGCUGAGAGGGAACACCCAGAGACCAGUUCAGCAACCAAAGUAUCCUAUGACUAUCGUCACAAACGUCCUAAGCUCUUGGAUGGGGACCAGGACUUUUCUGAUGGGAGAACUCAGAAGUACUGUAAGGAAGAAGAUAGAAAAUACAGUUUUCAAAAAGGCCCUCUAAAUAGAAAGUUAGAUUGUUUUAAUACUGGAAGAGGGAGAGAGACUCAAGAUGGACAAAUCAAAGAACCUUUUAAACCGUCUAAGAAAGACAGCAUUGCCUGUACUUAUUCAAAUAAAAAUGAUGUUGAUUUGAGGUCUAGUAAUGACAAACGGAAGGAAAAAAUAAGGAAAGAAGGGGAUUGUAGAAAAGAGAGCAAUUCUUCCAGUAACCAACUUGAUAAAAGUCAAAAACUUUCUGAUGUGAAACCCUCGCCUAUCAAUCUUAGGAAGAAAUCACUUACAGUUAAAGUAGAUGUGAAGAAAACAGUAGAUACAUUCAGGGUUGCUUCUAGCUAUUCCACAGAGAGACAGAUGUCACAUGAUUUGGUUGCUGUUGGCAGGAAAAGUGAGAACUUUCAUCCAGUGUUUGAACAUCUUGACUCAACUCAGAAUACUGAAAACAAACCUACAGGAGAAUUUGCUCAGGAAAUCAUAACAAUAAUCCAUCAAGUUAAAGCAAAUUAUUUUCCAUCACCUGGCAUUACUUUACACGAGCGUUUCUCAGCAAUGCAAGAUAUACACAAGGCAGAUGUAAAUGAAAUUACAUUGAAUUCAGAUCCAGAAAUACACAGGAGAAUAGAUAUGUCUUUGGCCGAGCUUCAGAGUAAACAAGCUGUGAUCUAUGAAUCGGAACAGACUCUGAUCAAAAUAAUAGAUCCAAAUGACCUACGACAUGACAUUGAAAGAAGGCGAAAAGAACGGUUACAGAAUGAAGAUGAGCACAUUUUUCACAUAGCUAGUGCUGCAGAGAGGGAUGAUAAGAAUUCCAGUUUUUCAAAGGUAAAGAAUAUUCAUACUGAUGGAUUCCAAAAACCUACACAUUUUAUAAAAUCAAAUUUUAGAAAAUGUAUUGAAAAACCUUACAUGAAUUAUACUACGCAGAGAAAAGACAUAAUUACUCACAAACCAUUUGAGGUUGAGGGAAACCACCGAAACACAAGAGUAAGACCUUUUAAGAGCAACUUUAGAGGUGGCAGAUGCCAGCCCAAUUAUAAAUCAGGCCUGGUACAGAAGAGCUUGUACAUUCAGGCUAAGUAUCAGCGUUUACGGUUCACUGGCCCAAGGGGAUUUAUCACUCAUAAAUUCAGAGAAAGAUUAAUGAGAAAAAAGAAGAUACAGGGUCUCGGCAUGUUGGCCAGGCUGGUCUCGAACUCGUGGGCUCAAGCGAUCCAACCUCCUCGGCCUCCCAAAGUGCUGGGAUUACAGGAAUAUACAGAUGUUGCCACAGGAAUCUAAUCUGAAAUCGUACAAAUGGAAAUGACGCUACAGGAGGAUGUUUCGGAGCAUCUCCUUUUGUCAGGAGUUAGAAGUGACACUAAGGCACUAAUACUGUAACUUCUUGAUAAAAUAACUUUAUUUUUUAGUAGUGGAAUGCUGCAACUUUUUUACACCUAACAAUUGCUUUUAAAUUACAGUAUUCAAUUUAAAAGUUGUAUUAACUACAGUUUCCUUUGCAAAAAGUCUCAAAAGAAUCACUUGAAGGGCAUUAUUUGUUGAUGCAUUUUUCUCUGAGCAUGGUUUCAUAGAGAGAACUUCACCAAGUAAUAUUCAGAUGUUUAUAUGUUGAAAGUUUUGCUUACGUAAUAAAAACAAAAACAAGUAUCUGAAUUGUAUAGUGUCUGUACAUGAAAGAACUUUAAACAGUGGCCUUAUGGUAGAAAAUUUUAUACCGGAUUUUUCUUUUUCUGAUGACAUUUUGGCUUAUAACUCAAAGUUUUCUUAAGUUUCUGAAGAUCAAGGCCUAUAUAAUUCAUACAUUUCAUAUUAUAAGAAGGCAAGAGACAAGGUGCUUCAAAUAUUCCAUCAGGUAGUUGUGAGUGCACUGAAUUUUUAGUAAUAUGUUCAUUCAGUUUUUUUCCACAACUAUUUGCUCUUUUCCAAUUUCAAAAUGCUAUUGUGGAAAAUAUGUAAAGAUUUUGUAAUCUAUAGUCCAUCUUAUUUUUCCCUCAGGGCAAGCUUGUGCAUAUCAUAUUUUUAAAGGCUUUUUAAAAAUCUGACAGACAAAAUCUCAUAUUUGAAAAUUGUACUUUACUACUACAGCAUUACACGUUUUGCAAGCACAUCUUAUAGAGUGUUUACUUUUAGUUCAGUUGAUAUGUAUUGCAUACCUACUAUGUGUAAGAGCAAAUGGAUGGGAUUUUAAAUGACAUUUUUAGGCCCCAAUACCUUAUUUCUUUAUGUUUUCUGUGUUCUGCUUAACAGUACAUAUACGUUCCCAAUUACAUUUUUGUGAAAUGUUUAUUUGUAAUAAAAUAAAAUAUUGUUGCUCUUUCUGCUUAAAGAAGUUACUUGCCAGUUUGUGAGAGCAUUAUUUUAAUUUUGUAUGAGACUUAUAGUCUUGGAUAGCACCUCUGUUUAAACAGUGUUUAAAGCACUGUUCUGUGCUUACAAAGACAGAGCUUUCAAAAUUAAAAUGUGAAGGUUGAUAAGAACUUGGCUUUUCAUGACUGGAUGUGAAAAAUCUUAGUACAUUCAGUUUUGUUUUCCAUAUCUUUAAAAGAUAGGGCAGCCUUUUCCUUAAGUGAGUUCAUGAUAAGGGCGGCAAGUGCACUUGAUUCAUUGCUAAGCAGGUAAUAAAUUUAGGUAGAUGGCCUGUCUUGAACUGUGUACAAUCUCUAUAGAUCAGGUUUUCCAAACAUAUUUAGCAUUCCACUUACGGUAAGAAAGAAAUGCAUGCACACGGGUAGUAUGGCAACUUUAUAUUGUGUUAGGUACUUAUAAAAUCUGUCUUAAAUUUUAAAAUAAUUGAUUUCAUUUACUCCCAUAUUCUAGGGGACAGUAAUGAGCUUUGAAUAUUUAAUCAUUUGAUUGACAACUAUGUAUUGCAUAGAUACUGUACUAAAAUUACAGCAAUGAACAAGAAGACAAGACACAUGGACCCUGCCUUUAUGGUACGAAGAGUCUAAUAGGAAAAACGGACAUUAAACAGAAAUGUAACUUGGUAAAUGGCCUUCAUAGCUCGAUUUUUAUUUAUUGUAACACAUAAAGGUAAGAUGGCUGAUUUACUAUUAUUCAUUCCACAACUGAUUCCCUAUUUGGAUAUUCUUUUGGCACUGUCUCAAAAUGCAAAACGUGUUAUCUGCAAAAUACCUAUGCAGAAAACAUUGUGUGUAUAAGAUCGAAAGCCUAAAAGGAAAAACCAACUUGAUAAUUUAGAGUACAAAAUAAGGACAGGGACCAUGUCUGUCUUGUCCACCAUAGUAUCCCCAGCACCCAGCUCCCUAUUUGACAUGUGGUAAGAGUUCAUUAAAUAUUAGUUGAAUAAUGAAUGAAUAAAUAGGGAAUAAUAGAAUAUGUUUAUUAGGAACUAUGUGUGUAAUUUUUAUAUGGAGGUUGAACAAAAGGUUAUCCAUAGCAUUUUUUAUUGACUGGAAAGAAUUUGAAUUAUUGAAUGCUUAAGACUUGAGAAGCGAAGUUUUUUUUUCUUUUUUUUUGAUAAGUCCCCUACCAUUGCCUCCUCACCUUCCUCCCCUACGUGCUAGGCCCUUCGCUGGUACUGGGAAGACAAAGAUACUAAGACACAGUCCCUGCUGUGAGGAAGCUCAUGCACUACUGAAGAAGAGAUUCACAAAAACAAAGAAUCACAAUGUAGAGUAAGUACUUUAGUGGACAUAUAUACAAAAGGUUGAGAGGAAAGUUGACAUUUCUGAUUCAGCAUUCCCUCGUCAUGUUUCUUUCCUAUUGGUUUCACCAACCUCAGAAGGCACUAUUCUGUUGGUGGUUUUACUGGUUUUAAAAAUUGAUGCAUUGGGGGAAACUGGGUAAAUUGUACGCGGAAUCUCUCUGUAUUAUUUCUUUUAUAGCUGCAUGUGAAUCUAGAGUUACUUCAACAUAAAUUUCAAUUUGAAGAAUUGCCCAUAGUCUUAUCACAGAGAACACUAUUAUAAAUAUUUUGGAUGAUACAUUUUCAUUUUUUUCUAUUGGAAAAAAACUCGCUACAUUUAUGUGUAACAAUUUAUGUAGAUGUAUACUAUGUACCACAUUUUACCUAAUAAAUCCUACAUUUUUGAAUAGUUUUUUUUUUAAAAAAAGAUGGGGAUACUUCCAGGCAGAAGCAAGAAAAGUAAAGCUGGAUGAGAAACUCUUAUCAUCUUUAUUACCCAGCAAAUUCAGUAACCACCAGGCACAAAUUCACCAGGAACAACCAAGCAAGGAAGGAAAGAGAAGAAGCUGAUGCAACAAGGUGUGGUAUGACUUCAUCCCUCGCCCAUCCCCAUAAGUAGCACUGAGUAAAACAAUGGAGAUGACAAAAAUAUUGGUAACAGUGGGCCCCAGUAUGGACAAAGGCACUGACGAGGUGACCAGGCCACGUGGAGGAGAGUCAAGGAAAACUCUUGGGACAACGAAGUCUUUGCUACCAUCUCAAGACCUCAGCAGAAGGGGUAAGAUUCACUAGGACUAGGCAUUUCCCAGGUCUCAGAGCAGCCUGGGAAAGCCAAAUCCUACAGAAGUCAGAGCCACCUUUGACUGUGUCUAGUGAGUUCUGGUUCUGGACAUUUAGUGGGAACCUAGAAGAGAGGGGAUACCAGGUUCCCCAACAGAGUUCCAUCAAAUAGGAUGAUUAUGAGCUCUGAGUCCAUUAAAAUACAGAAUGAACAUUUAAGAACUGAGGAAUCAUAGAUGUAGAAUAGUAUGUAAAUGUUAUAAAUCUUGACAAAGAAAAAUUAAUGUACAUUGACAAAUUCAGACAUGGAAGAGGUAAAGUGGGAUAAAGACUAAGAACUAACUGUCUCAUCAUUCAUGGCCAGGUGUCAUGUCACGUCAUGUCUUAAAAUUAUGGGGAAAAACUCUAGUGACCAACCUUAAGUUUUUCCACAAUCUUUUUUUUUUUUUCUUGACCUUAAUACAGUGGUUCUCAAAGUGUGGUCCCAGACCAGCAAUAUCAGCAUCACCUGAGAACUUGUUAAAAAUGCAGAUUCUUGGCCCCACCCCAGACCUCCUGAAUCAGAAACCCUGGGGGUGGGGCCAAGCAAUCUGUGAUUUAACAAGUCCUCCAGGGGAUUCUGGCACAUACUUGAGUUUGAGAAUAACUGGCUUACUUAUCCCUUUUAGGAACCAAUGAAGAAACAUUUAUCUGAAGUUCAGCAGCCCCUUCAAUUUAAUUCCUAAUUUUUUUUCUAUUGCAUUCAAAUAAAGUUAAAUCUAAAACUUAUUAGCUGGCCGGGCACGGUGGCUCACGCCUAUAAUCCCAGCACUUUGGGAGGCCAAGGUGAGUGGAUCACUUGAGGUCAGGAGUUUGAGACCAGCCUGGCCAAUAUGGUGAAACCCCAUCUCUACUAAAAAUAUAAAAAUUAGCCGGGCGCAGUAGCAUGUACCUGUAAUCCCAGCUACUUGGGAGGCUAGGCAGGAGAAUCGCUUAAACCCGGGAGGCGAAGGUUACAGUGAGCCAAGGCCACGCCAUUGCACUCCAGCAUGGGUGACAGAGCGAGACUCCAUCUCAAAAAAGAAAAUAAAUAAAUGAAACUUGUUAGAAUAAAAAGUUUAGGGAUUCCCACCGUCAAUCCUGUCUGUACAUAUGAGUGAAUUGAGAGGUCUGGAAACAUACCCACCCACUGUUAACACUGUUGAUUUUUUUAAAUGGUGGGAUUAUGAGUGACUGUACUCUUCUGUAUCUAUCAAAUAUAAUGAAUGUUGUAUCAUUUUUAUAAAAUAAAGUCUUUCUUUUUUAAAA